Messenger RNA from Naegleria lovaniensis, 753 nucleotides. RefSeq lists its product as uncharacterized. The record is from RefSeq and is a predicted model, not a curated record. The transcript is spliced from 3 exons. The coding region runs from base 1 to 753 and encodes 250 amino acids. Gene Ontology annotation, molecular function: calcium ion binding. Lineage: Eukaryota; Heterolobosea; Eutetramitea; Acrasida; Naegleriidae.
AUGACUCUCCCUCUCCAUGAAUUUAUUUUGAACGCUGACAGAUUUCGAUUGGAAAAGUUGAAAGGACAAUUGAAACUCUCGCAUCUCCCCUCACUCUCCAAUGAUUCACUUGACAAGAACACGUAUAUCGAUGUCUAUGAAGAUUUCAUGACAGGUUCCUCAGUCCAAUCUGUUCCACCAUUAUUGAAACGACGCUUUGGAGAAUACUCGCUGAAUGCAGAUGAAAGUGCAUUGUGGGGUAUUUGGAGAGUAGUUUCAGAAAUUUCAUAUAUGGACAUGGAAGAUGAAUGGUUUAUUGGACAAGUUGAAAUUUUGUGCUCGUUGGGAGAAUUGGGAGUUUCAAAAUUUGUUCAGGAACAAAUAUUUCGUGUGUUUGAUCGAGAUGGAGACGGCAUGAUUGAUUUCAAAGAAUAUUGUAUGGGCGUGGCAGUGAUUUUGAAUGGUAAAUUUGAAGAGAAGGUGAAAAUGGUUUUCAAAAUUUUGGAUUUUGAUAAGAAUUCGAAAGUGGAUCGAGAGGAGCUGGCUCGAGUGUAUCGAGUGGUGUUUUCAUCGACGAGAAAGUGUAAUUUGGUUGGAAAUGGAAUUCAUCGAAUGAAUGAAAAAGAAUUGGAAGCUAAAGUUGAGGCAACCAUGAGAGUCUGUGAUUUGAAUAAUGAUGGUUUUAUCGAUUUUUAUGAAUUUCGAACUCAAUUUCAACAAUCUCCACACAUGAAUCGAGUGUUCAAUUUUAUCUUUUCCAAUCCAUUGUUGUAA